Molecule: messenger RNA, 4171 nt
Organism: Ceratitis capitata (Mediterranean fruit fly)
Lineage: Eukaryota; Metazoa; Arthropoda; Insecta; Diptera; Tephritidae
Gene: Mdr50
Product: multidrug resistance protein 1A
Exons: 15
Coding region: 85-3963 (1292 amino acids)
Biological process (GO): transmembrane transport
Cellular component (GO): membrane
Molecular function (GO): ATP binding; ABC-type transporter activity; ATP hydrolysis activity
Source: RefSeq, a predicted model, not a curated record
UAGCCAAAAAAUUUCAGUUGGUGUUUCAGCGCGAUUUAGGUCUGGUCGUCGGUUUUGACGGACAAUCAACAUUCACAGCGCAUCAUGUCCAACGUCGCCAAAGGUGUUGAUAAGGACGAAAAGUCCUAUUACCAAAGUAAUUUAAUACUGGCGGAAAAAAUGCCGGAAAACGGAAAUCCUGCCAAGUACGCGCUACAAAUCAGUGAUGGUGAUGGUCGGCAAGAUGAUACAACGAAGGGCAAGAAGAAAAAGUCAAAAAAAGAUGAUAAAGAAGAAGAUGAUGUUGAACCGGUUGCAUUUUUAAAAAUGUUUGUAUAUUCCACAACGAAGGAUAAACUUUUAUAUGCUUUGGGAAUUUUAUGUGCCGUGGCCACCGGUUUGACAACGCCUGCCAACAGCUUAAUAUUUGGUAAUUUAGCAAAUAGCAUGAUCUCGUUUGCUGAUCCUGGAAAUUCCACAGGCGCCUCCCUGGCUGAUACCCUUUUGGAUGCCGUGGAAGUGUUUGCCUAUCAAAAUAGUAUAAUCGGUGCUGUUAUGCUCAUUUGCAGUUAUAUAUCGAUAACGACUUUUAAUUAUGCUGCUAAUGCGCAAAUCUUACGUAUACGUGGUAAAUUUCUUAGAUCAAUAUUACAUCAGGAUAUGGCGUGGUAUGAUUUCAAUCAAAGUGGUGAGGUUGCCAGUCGAAUGAAUGAAGAUUUGUCUAAAAUGGAGGAUGGCAUAGCUGAAAAGGUUGUUAUGUUUGUGCAUUAUAUUGUGGCCUUCAUUGGUUCAUUAGUUUUAGCCUUUAUAAAAGGUUGGCAGCUAUCUUUGGUAUGUCUAACCAGUCUACCGGUAACAUUAAUAUCCCUGAGUCUAGUGACUGUGGCCACCUCAAAAUUAUCGAAAAAGGAGUUAAACGUUUAUGCUGUGGCUGGCAACAUUGCCGAGGAGGCAUUGAGUGGUAUACGUACGGUGAAAACGUUUGAGGGCGAAUAUAAGGAGGUGCAUGCCUAUAAGACACAAAUUGUUGAUGCGCGUAAAAUUAAUAUUAAACGUAAUAUGUUUUCGGGUUUGGGCUUCGGUUUGCUUUGGUUCUUCAUUUACGCCUCAUACGCUUUGGCCUUCUGGUAUGGCGUUGGUUUAGUCUUGAAAAAUUAUGCCGGUGAGGCUGCCUACUCAAAUUAUGAUCCUGGUACUAUGAUAACGGUAUUUUUUUCCGUCAUGAUGGGCUCUAUGAAUAUGGGUAUGGCCUCGCCAUAUAUCGAAGCGUUUGGUACUGCUAAAGGUGCUUGCGCUAAAGUAUUUAAGCUUAUCGAACAAGUCCCAACAAUAAAUCCCAUCGAACCGAGGGGUAAUAAUUUGAAUCAACCACUGGUACAUAUAGAACUACGUAACGUUAGUUUCACAUAUCCUUCACGUAAAGAAGUGCAAAUCCUUAAUAAGCUAAAUUUAACAAUACAUCGCGGUCAAACAAUAGCUUUGGUCGGCUCAUCAGGUUGCGGCAAAUCUACGAUUAUACAGCUUGUACAACGUUUCUACGAUCCUCAAGAGGGCAGUGUCUACUUUAACGAUGUCGAUUUAAAGGAUAUAAAUAUCACACGGUUGCGCGAGCGUAUAGGUGUGGUCGGACAGGAACCGGUUCUAUUCGGUACGACCAUUUAUGAGAAUAUACGUUAUGGCAGAGAAGAUGCAACCAGAGAGAUGAUCAUAGCAGCUGCGACAGCGGCAAACGCGCACAUUUUCAUAAAUAAGUUGCCAAAUGGUCUUGAUACUUUAGUCGGUGAACGAGGCGCACAAUUGUCGGGUGGACAAAAACAAAGAAUCGCCAUUGCACGUGCUUUAGUUAGGGAUCCGGAGAUUUUGUUACUAGACGAAGCAACAUCGGCAUUGGACACCGCUAGCGAAGCCAAAGUGCAAGCGGCUCUUGAAAAGGCAAGUAAGGGACGUACAACAAUCAUUGUCGCUCAUCGUUUAUCGACAAUACGACGCGCUGAUCGUAUUAUAGUGAUUGAUAAAGGUGAAGUAGUCGAGAGCGGUACACAUUUUGAGUUGAUGGACCUUAAGUCACACUAUUAUAAUUUGGUUACAACGCAAUUGGGCGAUGAGCCAUUGACUGCCGGUGUAGAUAAUGCUAACAAAACAGAGGAUUUCCUGAACAAAAAGGACGAGGAUGAAGAAUUAAUUGAUAUUAAAAAUGAAGAGAUUGCUUUGAUUGAAGAAGAUACCGAAGAUCCAUCACUUUGGCCAAUUCUGAAGAUGAAUAAACCCGAAUGGCCGCAUUUAGUGAGCGGUAUUAUUUCCUCAGUGAUAAUGGGCUGUGCAAUGCCGAUAUUUGCUGUGUUAUUCGGUGAAAUUCUUGAAGUUUUGGCGGUUAGAGAUGAUCCAGAUUAUGUACGCGAAAAUUCAAAUAAAUAUAGUUUAUAUUUCUUGAUAACUGGUAUUAUUGUGGGCAUUGCAACAUUCAUACAGAUCUUUUGCUUUGGCAUUGCUGGUGAGCGACUAACUGAACGUCUCAGGGGUUUAAUGUUUGAGACGAUUCUAAAGCAAGAAGUCGCUUGGUUUGAUGACAAAUCCAACAGUACGGGCAGUCUUUGUGCGAAACUUUCAGGUGAUGCAUCUGCAGUUCAGGGUGCGACUGGUCAACGUAUCGGUACCAUUUUUCAAUCCUUGGCCACUCUUUUACUAGGUAUAGGCUUAUCCAUGUAUUAUGAAUGGAGUUUAGGUCUUUUGGCCUUGGCGUUUGCACCAUUUUUAUUGUUGGCAGCUUAUUUGCAGCGCAAAGUAAUGAGUAAAGAAAAUAUGGGCACUGCCAAAAGUAUGGAGAGUUGCACAAAGCUCACUGUUGAAGUCGUCUCGAAUAUACGCACGGUUGCAUCUUUGGGCCGUGAAGAGAUGUUCUACAAUCAAUACAUGGAUAUGCUUAAUCCCGCAAUUGCGCAAGCCAAGCGAAAUACACAUUUCCGUGGCUUUAUCUAUGGUUUGGCUAGAUCUCUCAUGUUUUUCGCUUAUGCUGCCUGUAUGUAUUAUGGCGGUUGGUGUGUGGUAAACCGAGGCAUGCAAUUUGGUAAUGUUUUCAAAGUAUCACAAGCCUUAAUUAUGGGUACCACCUCGAUUGCAAACGCUUUGGCUUUUGCGCCGAAUUUCCAGAAGGGCAUAACUGCGGCAAAGAAAAUAUUUUCACUAUUAAGUCGUGAGCCGAAAAUCUUAGACAAACCGGGUGUUUCACUUGUACCAUGGACGGCAGAAGGCAAAGUCGAUUUUACCGAUGUCAAAUUCAGUUAUCCCACACGUGCUGCGAUACCAGUACUUAGGAGUAUAGUACUGAAUGUCAAGAAAGGUCAAAAGGUUGCUUUAGUCGGUUCGUCGGGUUGUGGCAAGUCUACAUGUAUACAGCUACUCCAACGCUUCUAUGAUGUUGACGGCGGGUCGGUAUCUAUCGAUGAUAUUGAUUUGCGUAAACUAUCACUUUCGAAUUUACGCCGCCAAUUGGGUAUUGUUUCACAAGAGCCCAUUCUAUUCGAUCGAUCCAUUAAGGAGAAUAUUGCUUAUGGUGACAAUAAGCGACAAGUGUCCGAGCAGGAAAUAUUCGCAGCAGCUAAGAAGGCGAACGUACACAAUUUUGUGGCAUCAUUGCCAUUGGGCUAUGAGACACGUAUGGGCGAAAAGGGCACACAAUUGUCGGGUGGUCAAAAGCAGCGUAUCGCCAUUGCGCGCGCUAUGGUUAGAAAUCCGAAGAUCCUGCUGCUUGAUGAAGCCACGUCAGCGCUUGACGCUGAGAGUGAAAAGGUUGUGCAAGAGGCAUUGGAUGCGGCUAGUGAAGGACGUACGACGAUUAGCAUCGCCCAUCGAUUAUCCACCAUUAUCGAUUCCGAUGUGAUAUUUGUACUCGACAAUGGUCAAGUAGCAGAGUUAGGUACACAUAAAGAGCUUCUCAAAUUGCGUGGCAUCUAUCAUACGCUGUGGAGAUUGCAAACGGGGGAUUAACGCUUACAACACUAAGACUUUGGCACUAAUUAAAAAUGUUAUCUUAUAAGCAUACGCUGAUAUAUAUAUAUACUAUAUUUGUAAAUAUGUACAAUCUAUAAUUUAAAUUUAUAAAAUGUAUUUGAAUGCGAAUUUUAAAAAUACGUCUAAAGAAGACUUCACAAAGUUUUGAAAGUCUAAUGUAUGCCUUUUUAUAUAAAGUAUUUUU